Closterium sp. NIES-65 is the source of this 555-nucleotide messenger RNA. Lineage: Eukaryota; Viridiplantae; Streptophyta; Zygnematophyceae; Desmidiales; Closteriaceae. The record is from the annotation of a GenBank genome assembly.
AUGCCACCCUCUCACCUCACAGUCCUCCCCACCCUCUCACCUCACAGUCCUCCCCACCCUCUCACCUCACAGUCCUCCCCACCCUCUCACCUCACAGUCCUCCCCACCCCCUCACCUCAUAGUCCCCACCCUCUCACCUCAAUGUGCCACCCUCUCACCUCAACGUGCCACCCCCUCACCUCACAGUCCCCACCUUCUCACCUCAACGUGCCACCCUCUCACCUCGCAGCCCUCCCAACCCGCUCACCUAGCAGUCCCCUCCCUCCCCCUUUCCCACUCCUGUCUUCCCCUCAAUCCCCUUGCGACGCAUGGGAGCAGAGAGCAACGAGGCAGCGGCACGUGCUAACCAGGCUAAAGGAGGUGGGGCAAGCAGUGGUGCUAGCGGGGCUGAAGGAUGUGGGGCACGCAGUGAAAGAAAUUUCCCGUCUUCUCUUUUCCACCCAGUCUCCCACUGAAGAUUCCUCCUCGGCCCUCCCUGGCCGCCCUGCGCAGGGAGCCAUGCGGCGCCGUGUGCUUCCAGAGCUGAAGGGUGUGGGAGAAGUGGUGCGGGGCUGA